UCUAGCUUCUAACAGUUCAGUCAAAAACACAAAAGACCCUUUCUCUAUUAGGCUACCAAAAAAAAAACAAGAAAAAGAGAUGGAGUCUAUUGGAUCUUUGGCAGAGGGAGAGUGGAGUUCUCUUGGUGGAAUGUACACUAGUGAGGAGGCUGAUUUCAUGGCACAGUUGCUUGGUAAUUGUCCUUCUAAACAGUUUGAUUCAAGUUCAAACUUUGGAGUUCCAUCUAGUUUCUGGCCUAACCACGAACCAACAACGGACAUGGAAGGGGCUAAUGAAUGUUCAUUUUAUUCUUUGGAUUUUGCUAAUAUUAAUUUGCACCAUUUUUCACAAGGGAGUAGUAGUUAUAGUGGUGGUAGUGGCAUUCUUUUUCCCAACACAAGCCAAGAUAGCUACUACAUGAGUGAUUCUCAUCCAAUUUUGGCUAACAAUAAUAGCUCAAUGUCAAUGGAUUUUUGCAUGGGAGACUCAUAUCUCGUUGAAGGCGAUGACUGCUCAAACCAAGAAGUGAGCAAUAGCAAUGAGGAGCCUGGUGGAAACCAGACUGUAGCUGCUCUUCCUGAAAACGAUAUUCGGGCCAAGAGAGAACCAGAGAUGCCAGCUUCUGAACUACCCCUGGAAGACAAAAGCAGCAACCCACCUCAGAUUUCUAAGAAAAGAUCACGAAAUUCAGGAGAUGCUCAAAAGAACAAGAGGAAUGCAAGUUCAAAGAAGAGCCAGAAGGUUGCCUCGACUAGCAACAAUGAUGAAGGAAGUAAUGCUGGCCUUAAUGGGCAUGCCUCAAGCGGUUGCUGCUCAGAGGAUGAAUCCAAUGCCUCUCAUGAGCUCAAUAGAGGAGCGAGUUCAAGUUUGAGCUCGAAAGGGACUGCAACUCUCAACUCAAGUGGCAAAACAAGAGCCAGCAGGGGGGCAGCCACUGAUCCCCAGAGUCUCUAUGCAAGGAAAAGAAGAGAAAGAAUAAAUGAGAGGCUGAGAAUUCUACAAAACCUUGUCCCCAACGGAACGAAGGUUGACAUUAGCACAAUGCUUGAAGAAGCUGUCCAGUAUGUGAAGUUUUUGCAACUCCAAAUUAAGCUGCUAAGCUCUGAGGACUUGUGGAUGUAUGCGCCAAUCGCUUACAACGGGAUGGACAUCGGUCUUGAUCAUCUGAAAGUUACCGCACCAUGAAGAUAGAAGAAGUUAAGAGGAGGGUGGUGCUUUUGAUUAUAUCUGUUAAUAGAUGAGAUUAAAAUAAAGUCAUUGCCACUUUGUAAUGGUUUUAUUCUGUAUUGAGUAUAUAUAAGGUCCUCUUAUAAAAUUAAUUCACGAGGAGUGAUCGUCGUGAAAAAUUCUUUCAUGUAGACACCUUGACAUGAUGGACAUUAUUCGAGCAGAGUCUAUACUUGAAUAUAAAAGUUCGUUCAUAAGAAUAUACAUGAACUUGGUUAUCCAACA
Molecule: messenger RNA, 1432 nt
Organism: Populus nigra (black poplar)
Lineage: Eukaryota; Viridiplantae; Streptophyta; Magnoliopsida; Malpighiales; Salicaceae
Product: transcription factor bHLH84
Exons: 5
Coding region: 80-1165 (361 amino acids)
Biological process (GO): regulation of transcription by RNA polymerase II
Cellular component (GO): nucleus
Molecular function (GO): DNA-binding transcription factor activity, RNA polymerase II-specific; protein dimerization activity; RNA polymerase II cis-regulatory region sequence-specific DNA binding
Source: RefSeq, a predicted model, not a curated record